CACCUUCGCUCACUCGCCCUCCGCCAAUGCCGGGGAUGCAUAUCCAGUCAUUAGAGGUGCAGAGUUCUUCACGGGGUGACCCCGAUGAUAACCUCUACGAUGACCUCGACAAUAACCUCAAUGAAACUCGAUUGAUACAGUCGAUCACUGAAGGCCUGGUAAAAGUUCAUGAAUUAUACCUCUCGCUUUGGAAUCCGAUGGGAUGCAAGGGAGCUGUGGGACACUUUACGACGGCACAAAAGAAGUUUGAAGCGGUUCAUCUUUCAGGCGAGGACUGUCGAUUCCGACGUGGAAUCCGAGACUUUCGAGGCAGUAAUGGAUACUGGCGAUAUGGGGAUCUUGAGCCCGACCUUCCUGUCGAACCUUUCGGAGUUUGGGGCAGACUAUGAAGACGGAGGGGACGAUGAAUGGUUCAACUAUUCAUUCCCCAAUCCCCUGAACGAGCUGGACCUGGAGUGCGUUGGCUUAGCUUGCCAUCCUGAUCGUUUGCAAGAGGUAUUGACGCCCUUUGCCAGUAAAGCAUGCCUCCGAAUUCUCCAUAUUCGGCAGUCGGGGCCCGAUAUUAAGAGAUUCGGUUCUUGGGUAUUCGACACUGUAGAAGCGGACGCCGGCCUCUAUGCCUGUUUCGCCCCUGGGAAGCAUGCGAUAUACGAGGCUGAUGGUUUCUCCUGGGCCGAUCUUCCAAGCCUCAACAACACCGUCAUACUGCCUGUCCUGGAUCGGAGUUUUCUCGACUUCAUGACUUGGUUAUUCGGACCUAGGGGUGUUCCUUCGUUGGAGAUACUUGCAUACGGUGACUUCUCGUGUCAUGGCCGAUACCUAGCUGACUCUUUCAUGUUGCGGAGGAAACAGUCGACAGACAGCCAGAGGUCUUGGGAAUGGCACGACCCUACACGAGGGCGCCAUCCCAAUAUCGAGGGCCUCUUGGAGCAGCAUGCUGGAUUUCUCGAGGCCUGCCCCACUGAUACGAUCAUGCAUUGCUGAGUAUCGCUCCCAGAGGAUGUCUUAGGGCAACCAUACAUCAGCGUUCGUAUGCGGGGAAAUCUACGCGGUCUCAGGAGCGAGAAAAGUGGCUGGGGGGAGUAAAGCGAUGAGAACCAGCGAUGAGCAUGAGCAAGAGAAGUAGGCCAAAAACAACGGUGCUGAUGGAAACACAAAUUGUCCCAUACAUCCCCUUAUAAAAACUGAAUUGAACUGACUGUAAUGCCGAG
Messenger RNA from Sodiomyces alkalinus F11, 1211 nucleotides. RefSeq lists its product as hypothetical. NCBI's taxonomy places the organism in Eukaryota, Fungi, Ascomycota, Sordariomycetes, Glomerellales, Plectosphaerellaceae. The transcript has 2 exons. Bases 169 to 984 code for a protein of 271 amino acids. The record is from RefSeq and is a predicted model, not a curated record.